This is a messenger RNA of Aegilops tauschii subsp. strangulata, 1516 nucleotides long. RefSeq names its product dihydropyrimidine dehydrogenase (NADP(+)), chloroplastic. Gene Ontology annotation, biological process: thymine catabolic process; uracil catabolic process. NCBI's taxonomy places the organism in Eukaryota, Viridiplantae, Streptophyta, Magnoliopsida, Poales, Poaceae. Gene Ontology annotation, cellular component: cytoplasm. The record is from RefSeq and is a predicted model, not a curated record. Gene Ontology annotation, molecular function: dihydropyrimidine dehydrogenase (NADP+) activity; NADP binding; uracil binding.
UCCCCACAGAUUCACAUCGCAAAACAGAAAGAAAGAAAAAAAAACACAGAGAGAGAAAGCAGCAAUGGAGUCGCUGACUCUGCGCGCCUCGCCGUCGUCGACCGCCUCGCCGCUGCUCCGCCUGCCCGGCCGGCGGCGCGCGGCGUCCGUCCGCGUCUCCGCCUCCGCCUCCGGCGCCGGCGAGCCGGACCUGUCCGUGACCGUGAACGGGCUGAAGAUGCCCAACCCGUUCGUGAUCGGCUCCGGCCCCCCCGGCACCAACUACACCGUCAUGAAGCGCGCCUUCGACGAGGGCUGGGGCGGCGUCAUCGCCAAGACCGUGUCCUUGGAUGCUGGAAAAGUUAUCAAUGUAACUCCUCGCUAUGCUCGGCUCAGGGCAGAUCCUAAUGGAUCUACCAAGAGUCCAAUCAUUGGAUGGCAGAACAUUGAACUUAUCAGUGAUCGACCUCUCGAGACAAUGCUUAACGAGUUCAAGCAACUGAAGAAGGAAUACCCUGAUAGGAUACUCAUUGGCUCAAUAAUGGAGGAAUACAACAAAGCUGCAUGGCAUGAGCUUAUUGAACGUGUUGAGGAAUCUGGAGUGGACGCUCUUGAGAUAAAUUUCUCAUGCCCACAUGGCAUGCCUGAGCGAAAAAUGGGUGCCGCUGUUGGACAGGACUGUGCCUUGUUAGAGGAGGUUUCCGGUUGGAUAAAUGAGAAGGCCACUGUGCCUGUUUGGUCUAAGAUGACUCCUAACAUUACAGAUAUUACAGAGCCUUCAAGGAUUGCUCUUAAGUCAGGGUCUGAAGGAAUUGCCGCUAUCAACACAAUUAUGAGUGUGAUGGGAAUUGAUCUCAAAACUUUGCGCCCAGAACCUUGUGUGGAGGGGUACUCCACACCUGGGGGAUAUUCUGCGAGAGCUGUGCACCCUAUUGCACUUGCGAAAGUCAUGCAGAUAGCAAGACUGAUCAAAGAGGAAUUUCCUGAAGGUCGGUCCCUCUCCGCCAUUGGUGGUGUUGAAACCGGCAAUGAUGCUGCUGAGUUUAUUCUACUUGGCGCAGAUACUGUACAGGUAUGCACAGGUGUAAUGAUGCAUGGUUAUGGCCUUGUGAAGAAGCUGUGUACAGAGUUGCAGGAUUUUAUGAGAAUGCAUGACUUUUCGUCAAUUGAAGAUUUCCGAGGGGCGUCUCUCCCCUACUUCACGACGCACACGGACCUAGUGCAGCGGCAGAAGGAGGCGAUCAAGCAGCGGAAGGCCAUCAGGAUGGGGCUGCAGUCGGACAAGGACUGGACCGGCGACGGGUUCGUCAAGGAGACCGAGAGCAUGGUCUCCAACUGAUGCCGCAACUCCGUUGGAUCGGAUCUCUCGGUCUCCAACUGAUGCCGCACCUCCGUCCGAUCCCCUCACGACGCCCUUCCUUUCCACCAUACUUCCUUCCACUUGUGAUUACACCCGGACCUAUAAACGAAACGAAAAGAAAGAACAGUGGGAACUUUUGCUGCACCUCAUUCAAUAAAGCAUAGUGGUGGUACGAAA